Messenger RNA from Eucalyptus grandis, 2457 nucleotides. RefSeq lists its product as uncharacterized. The transcript has 7 exons. Lineage: Eukaryota; Viridiplantae; Streptophyta; Magnoliopsida; Myrtales; Myrtaceae. The coding region runs from base 1 to 2457 and encodes 818 amino acids. The record is from RefSeq and is a predicted model, not a curated record.
AUGCCAGAGGAGAUCCUGGAAUCUACUCACCCAAAAUGGGAGGAAUGUCUGGUUGGAUACUACAUUGGUAAGCGCCUACCCUUCCAGCUAACAGAGGACGCCCUCAAGAAUGCCUGGGGUCAUCACUUGGUCGAAGUCAUUGCUGCUGACCUUGGUUUUUACUUCUUUCACAUUCCGGAUGGUGAAUUCAGGAGGAAAGUCUUGGAUGGUGUCCCGAUUACAGUAGCUAAAAUCCCCUUGAUCCUGCAACAAUGGCACCCUAUGUUGGAGCUCAAGAAAUCAACUCAUAAUACUGUCCCCAUCUGGGUUCGUCUCAGGAACGUCCCUGUGGCUCUAUGGUCUGUUGCUGGGAUCAGUUUUCUAGCAAGUGGUAUUGAUGUCCUACCCACAAUUCUUCGGGUCCUUCUAAAGCUAGUCCCUCAGUCCCGAAGGCCCCUGUCCCUCGUCCAAAUGAAUGGCGUGAAGUGCGUGAUUGGAGAUCCGUUGCCUCAGACUUCGAUGGCCCUUCAUGGGCAACCAGAGUUAACCAGGCAGGAGGAUCAUCAUCCUUCCUUUGAUCUGCUCCCUGCCACCUCUAUUGACCCGGGAUCUGCUGCUGUGAUGCAAGGACAGGCUUCCCCUGUCUCGAAUAAGUCUGCACCUUCAGAUGAAGAUCUUGAAGAUAUCAGCUCUGAUGAUGGUGAAUCUGUUUCCCCAUGUAAGGUGCCCUCGUCCAUACUGGAGGAACGCGACAAAACUCCCCCUCCGGAGGUCAAUCAGGAGGCCCCUUUUCGUCAAAAAGGAAUCCUCCGCUCUGAAUCUGCUGAGGUGAGUAUUCCUGCUGGCCUGAAGCUUAUGCCACCCUCGGCGAGGAAACGAGGUGGCAAGAGAAGGGGUCUUGGACAAGCCCUCAAACAAGCUGAGAUUAGGAAUUUUGUGAGGACUAAUCGCCUCUGCUAUAUUGGUAUUUUGGAGACUAAAAUAUCCCCUGCUGCCCAUUCCCCUGUUUCGGCUUCCCUUCUUCCUAGGUGGUCUUGGUCUACAAAUUACUCUUAUUCCAUCAGGGGUUGUAUUUGGGUGGGUUGGAACCCCCUGGCCGCUUCCUUUUGCACCUCAGCUUGUACUGCUCAGGCCAUUCAUGGCCGGUUGGAGUGUUUUAUUUUUGGUAUUGCUUUUAAUCUUUCGGUGGUCUAUGCGGAGCAUUCUUUUGUCUUGAGAAGACCGCUUUGGAAUGAUCUGAUAUCCACUAGUUCCAUUUGUCUGGACAUCCCAUGGAUUGUUGCUGGUGACUUCAAUGACAUUCGUUAUGCUUCCAACGGAAAGCGAGAUAGUUCCAAUUACUUGGAUUCCAGCCUUUUGAAGAUUUCGAGAUUGCCUCAUCCAAGCUGGCAAAGGAAGAUAGACAGAGUUCUUACUAAUGCAGCUUGGAUCUCGGCCUUCUCCUAUUUGGAAGCCAACUUUCUCGCCCCUAGAGUGUCUGAUCACUCUCCUAUGGUGGUCAGGAUUCUCCCUGUUCCUAGCUCGCGCAAACCCUUCAAGUUUUUCAAUUUCUGGAUGUCACACCCCAAUUUCUUUGAGUUGGUUAGACAAAUCUGGGAGCUGCGUAUCUUUGGUACGCCUAUGUUUGUCCUCUGUAGUAAGCUUAGGUCCCUCAAACGCAGACUCAAGCUAUUAAACAGGGAGGCUUACUCUGAUAUUUCGGCUAGAACUUCUUACGCCAGACGCCUUCUCGUGGAAGCUCAGGACGCUAUUCAAUUUGACCCUCAUAAUCAAGCCCUAGCUGAUGCGGAAAAGGACUACCUCCGUGUCUUUUCUGACCUUCGCCUCAAGGAAGAAUCUUUCUACAGACAAAAGUCAAGGGUCAUAUGGCUUAAAGAAGGCGACUUAAACACCAGGUUCUUCCACCAUUCGGUGAAGCGAGGCCAUCUCCGGAAUAGAAUUCUCUCAAUUUCUGAUGGUACUAAUGUAAUUAUCGAUGAAGCCGAAGUGCAGCAACUCUUUGUUGAUCACUUUCAAAAUCUCUUUAUCGCCCAUUACCCUCCGCCGUUCCGCCAUUCCGUUAUAUUGGUAAUUCGGGAGUUCUUCUCUACGGGUCAGCUGCUUCGUGAGAUCAACACCACUAUUCUGACUUUGGUCCCGAAGUCCCCCAAUGCCUCCACAGUAAAUGACUUUCGUCCUAUUGCUUGCUGCAACACUUUUGAUACCUGGCACCCUCGUGGUCCAUUCAACAAGUUAUUCUCGGAUCGUGACAUAUAUCGCUCUCGUAUCCCUCGGAAUGCUUCCGUUGCUACGGGUAUUGCUGCCCUGUCUAUCCCAUCUAAUGUAGUUGUUGCUAUCCAUACUUGGGAUGAUCCUCUCCCCAGCCUCAACAGCCAUGAUGACCGUCUAGUGUGGCUUGGCCACUCUUCAGGUCAGUUCUCUACUGCUUAUGCAUGGACUAUGCUUCGAGCUAGGGGCUCCUUGGUUAACUGGUCUUGA